AUGGUCAACAACCCUCUGUAUGUGGAUAGCAACUCAGAAUCCGUGGAGAAGUCAGAGGUGACUUUCUUCGAAAAGGCCAUACGUUUGGACUAUGAAACUGUGACGGUAGAUCUCUGGGACAUAAGCAAACUACCUUUGCGGAAAUGGAUCUCGUUCACCGGGAUCUUAAACGAGUUCCACAAUUAG
This is a messenger RNA of Pyrenophora tritici-repentis Pt-1C-BFP, 186 nucleotides long. Lineage: Eukaryota; Fungi; Ascomycota; Dothideomycetes; Pleosporales; Pleosporaceae. The record is from RefSeq and is a predicted model, not a curated record.